Messenger RNA from Linum trigynum, 1560 nucleotides. NCBI's taxonomy places the organism in Eukaryota, Viridiplantae, Streptophyta, Magnoliopsida, Malpighiales, Linaceae. The record is from the annotation of a GenBank genome assembly.
AAUUAAUUAAUAUUAUUAAUAAAAUGAAAUUUCCCGGCCAACGGCCGGGUAAAAACUAGUGAAGAAUAAAAUGGAUGACUUGUAUGUACUUAACCCCACAUUUGCAAGUCUUGUCUACUCCUCCUCCCUCCCUCCGGGUCAAUGCAUAUUCUGUCAUUCUCAGCGAUCCACUGCUAUUUCUCUCAAGCUCCAAAUACAUUUCUGUAGCGUUAGUCCGAGUUCUCCAACUGAAGCGGCAAACGACAAUGGGCACUCAGAUUCCACCAUCCACCGCCAGGGAACCUAUUCGAUGCAAAGCCGCUGUUUGUCGCGAGGCGGGAGCGCCGCUGGUGAUGGAGGAGGUAAUGGUGGCUCCGCCGCGAGCGCACGAAGCUCGGAUUCGAAUCGUCUGCACGUCGCUUUGCCAGAGCGACAUCAAUUUGUGGAAGAGGAAGGAUUUCCCUGGGAUUACGCCCAGGAUUCUCGGCCACGAAGCGAUCGGGAUAGUGGAGAGCGUCGGAGCUGAAGUAACCGAGUUCAGCGAAGGCGACACAGUAAUCCCCGUCUUCCUUUCCGACUGCGGGGAAUGCUCGGGUUGCCGAUCGAAGAAGAGCAAUCUCUGCUCCAAGUUCCCGUUCAAGGUCUCUCCAUGGAUGCCGAGAGACGACACCAGCCGAUUCACGGACCUCGACGGGAACACUAUCUACCAUUUCCUCUCCGUCUCCAGCUUCAGCGAGUACACUGUUGUGGACGUCGCUCAUCUCACCAAGAUCGAUCCGGACGGCAUCCAGAUGAGCAGUGCGUGCCUGCUCAGUUGCGGCGUCUCCACUGGUGUGGGUGCUGCAUGGAGAACUGCUGAUGUCGAAGAAGGAUCGACGGUGGCGAUCUUUGGGCUGGGUUCAGUUGGAUUAGCGGUUGCUGAGGGUGCAAGGAUACGUGGUGCUGCUAGAAUCAUAGGCGUAGAUAUGAAGCCUGAGAAGUUUGAAAUUGGGAAAAAGUUUGGAAUCACAGAGUUUGUCAAUCCUGCAGAUUGUGGAGACAAACCCUUGAGCCAGGUGAUUAAUGAGAUGACAGAAGGAGGAGCAGACUAUUGCUUUGAAUGUGUUGGUCUGCCAUCCUUAAUGGAGGAAGCAUAUGCUUGUUGCCAAAAGGGAUGGGGGAAAACAGUUGUCCUGGGAGUUGCGAGACCAAUGUCCGAGAUGAAGCUCCAAUGCUUCGAUGUCCUUCGCUCUGGGAAAAUACUUACGGGGUCACUUUUUGGAGGUCUUAAACCCAAGUCUGAUAUUCCAAUUCUCUUAAAACAUUCUAUAGACAAGGAUCUUCAGCUAGAUAAAUUUGUGACUCAUGAAUUGGAUUUCAAAGAGAUCAACACAGCCUUCGAUCUGCUCAUCGAAGGCAAGUCUCUCCGUUGUGUCAUGUGGAUGGACAGGUAAGGCUUGAUUUUCACCAGUUCCUUUCUGCAACAAACUAUUUGUCUCAGUAAGUGAAUUUUUCAUACUUCCUACUUUUCAAACGUUUGUAAUAUGAUUGGUGAUGUUCAAAACAUGAAACGAAGCAACAGAAUAAAGCGUUUCCUAACCC